AUGGCUGCACGGGUCGAACGGGCCGGCGAUCGUCUCUCCGAACAUCAACCAAACACUGAAGGUACCGUCCAACUGCGUAUGCAUACAAUCAGCAGCGCCAUGGAGCAGCUACGGCUGCGUCGUGGUGGCUACAAUGGACAGAGCACCGACACGGAAAGUACUGUAUCACGCGGUGGUUCUGUUGGAUCGGAAGUGCGGAAUUGGCUGCAGGGCGUUGAGAAGAGAUUGGCUGAACAUGAGGAGCGCCUCCAUCACGGGAUGCACCUCACCAAGUUGUUGGCUGAUCAGCAGGUACUCCAACUUGAGAUCCAGAGUGAGGGCCAGGCUCACAUUGCACGAUUAGAGCUAUUGUUAAGGGGCGACCCACUACUAUCUCCAAAUUCUGAUUGCGGUGCGGCGGAUCGACGCCAGAUCAGCGUUGACUCACUGAAGAAACGCUGGCUGGCCGCCUAUCUCAAUUCGUUGUCGUUGCAGAUACGAAUCGAAGAGGCUGUUCCGGGGGAUACGGAGGGCUGCGAAUCAGACACCGACCCCAUCUUCGCCGCGCCGCCCCACAAACGGGCCCGCCGCACCUCGGCCUGGAAUUUGGAAUCUGAAGCGGAAGAAGAGAACGACGACACAUUCCCCUUUGCAGCCAGUGAAUACGAGAGUAUCAUGGAUGCACCCACGACGCAAUCCUCGUCGCAGGUUGAUAGCGCAUCGGACGCAGAGCAGACAAGAGGCACGAAGAAGUGGGGUAGUACCCAGAAGGAUAUCGGAUAUAGCAGCGGGGAGAACAGCAUUCCGGAGGCGUUGAAUAAGAUGGCAGAGAUUCAGGAGGAACAAUCAGUGCGAAGAAGAAUAGACUGCUCGCCGUGCAAGGCAUUUUAUCGGACCGUCCCAUUGGAGUCCGACCUCUCCGAAUGUGAGAUCAUCAAGGCUACAAACGAUAAGCUGCUACCAGAAGAAGCCCUAUUGUCUGAUAGUAUGAUCGUUAACUACGACGCUCUCAACAAUACCGCACAACAAAACGAUUUUGAUGAUGUGCUAAAAUUGAUGGAUGAUGAAUGCGAAAUGGGCGACUCAUUCCACACCGAAUGGCGAGAAAUUCGAGCCGAUGCCCAGCGCCGAAGAAGUCGCACCGAUCGCCAGUUCAUCUUUGGAUCGUUCUUGGAUAAGGCUUCAUGCGAUGCUUCAUCUGAAGACUCUUCUGACCUCGAUGGUCUGAAAGAAAACGACGAUCAGCUUCUGGAAAAUCACAGCCCUAUGAACAGAUCAAUGAUUUCCAAUAUCACGCUCGAAUCGACGCCAGUCCAGUAUGGAUCCCUGAAGCGGGUGAGGGGCCAACGUCCCGGCAAGAAGACGUCAUCUUUGCUGCUCGAGACGACCGAGAUGGAUGCUUCAUUCUGCUCUACGCGUUCUGAGCUUGUUCCUGGCCGUCAGAUCAACAAUAUGCGGAUGCGGAAGAAGCUAAAGAUUCGCCGACUUCCCCGAAGUAUGUCCGACGGUGAGCAGCUUGGUUUUGGCUGUAAUCCAACGGUCCGCAUCUCUCCACCAAGAACACCAGUGUCUCGAUCAACUCGCUUAUUGCAGAGACUCGACGAUGCGCUCUGCCACCCCGACAGCGAUACCACAGCCCCGGAACAAAGCGACGCUGCUGCCUACGAGUGGGAUGAUUAUAGGCCUCCCAAUAAGGACGACUCCGAGCUGAUCGGCCUGAGCGAUUUCCACAAUUCGUCGAUGGCUGUCGAUGAAAUGCUACGCCAAGACGAUGACUAUAAUCGACAUUUUGGCGGUUCCCACCAGAUGCUCACGAGAUUAAUAAACGAGUCUCGUGCCAACCUGUUGAUUGUCGCAAAGAGUUUAGAAGCUGUCGACGAUCCGCAAGUCAUGCGUGACAUUGAACUCAUCGCCCGCACAAACAUUCGACAACUCGAUACGGCCGUCAAAAUCAAUGGUCUUGGGCAUACGGCGGAAGUGCGUGAACUGGCCGACCUGCGCGUAGAGUGGGAGCUGUUGCUGGAAAGAGUCGGAGCACCCCUGCCAGCCAUUCUCGCCAAGUUCGAGAAGUUCACUGCCAGUCUAAGGGCGCUUGAUCAGACAUCGUCGAUGAAUUCCCUGAACGGCGUAUCCACCAUCCAUUCCCGAGAAGACGUCGCGAAAGCUCUUGCCUCAAUGCUGCUCAUUCAAGAAAAUCUAAGACACGAUCGUGAUGAAUUGAAAGAACUCCUCGUUGCCCCCUCCUUCAAACCCUUGCUUGCUGAGCAUGAGGUCGAGGUUGAGGCCAUCAGCGAUGAUUUUGAUGAAGCCAUCGCGAAGAUCAGCGGCCUUGUGGCGUCGUUGAAACAAUUGAAUAUGGAGUGGGGACAGUGGAAUGAAGAACAAGACGCGAUACGGAACAUCAUGCAACGCAUUGAAGGCCAUAUCGCUAGAGGAAGUGUCGAGCCGAGUACCGUUUCCGAGGAGAUUCGCUUGUGUCAGGAGCGGAUGGAUAGCCUGGAGACGAUGUGCAACUACCUCACCGCAUCGCUCACCGCCCUCCAAGCGGAAGCGGAGUCGGAGACCAUCGUCAAGCCGCUUCCUGAUUUCAACGGAGAGAUCCGACUCUAUAGUAAUGCGCUGGAGCAGUUAAAGAGCAGGUUUGAAGUUAGCAAGAUCCCGGCUGUCCCGGCCGUCCGUGAGCGGAAAGUUGCAACUGUGGCGACACAAGCUGAAGAGCCAGCUGUAGCACCACCUCGAAGAAGAUCUGCUAAACUACAGAUUGGCCUGCUGCUAGCCGGACUCCUCGCAUCCGUCGUUGCCUUCUACCUAACAUUCAUCCACGGCUCAACAUUUGGCCCACAUCUCACCUAUACUCGGGGACCACCCCCGGUU
Mesorhabditis spiculigera is the source of this 2853-nucleotide messenger RNA. Lineage: Eukaryota; Metazoa; Nematoda; Chromadorea; Rhabditida; Rhabditidae. The record is from the annotation of a GenBank genome assembly.